UUAAGAACUGUUCACUUUCAGCUGUCACGGAGAGAAACUCAGACCAGACUUAGAAAUCACUUGAUUUAACUCAGCAGCACUUUUGUGUGUGUGUGUGUGCAUUACUCUAGCAGUCUUCUCUAAAUAAUUGGGGCAUUAGAUUCAGGAGUCAAAAACUGCCAAAAGCGUAAACUGUUAGAAAUAGUGACUUUGUAGGGUUUUACACUAGAAGGGAAAAGUUUCAACAUGCUUUGAAAUGAAAGAAGAAUUAAGUUGUGUUUUUAUUCAAAUGAAUUGGCAUCUUUAUACGUAGGGGAAGUUAUACUGGUAAAAUAUUUAUGUCAAGAAUCAUGACUAGGAAACACUUGGAAGUUUAUUAGAGAAGUAAAUGUUUUACAAGCAAGGACAGGAUCUGCACGCACCUCUGGGGUUCUGGGUGUCUUGUGAAGACCAUUUUAGGUGACUGGCCAGGGGGAGGGAAUGCCCUAGUGAUACCGGAGCCACAACGUAACAGCCAGUACCAUGUCUACUAUACAAAGAAAAGCGAGCAGCCACCUGUUCGACAGACUGCACACCUGUAAACUGAAGCUUCUGGAGGACCAGCGACAGCAAGAAAAAUCUAUCAUUGCUCAACCAAUAUUUGUUUUUGAAAAGAGAGAACGAACUUUUAAGAGACCUGCAGAAGACACCCUGUAUGAAGCAGCAGAACAUGAAUGUAAUGGUUUUUCAAGAAAGCGCGUACGGUCUUCAUCUUUUAGUGUGCAUACUGCAGAUUCUCAGUCCCAAGGAGCAUCAACUUUGUCCCAGAAGCGAAUGAGAUCAUCAUCCUUCACCGACCUCCCGACCUUCCCCCCUUCUGGGCCAGUGAAGAAAAACAAUGUUUUUAUGACAUCAACUCUUGUGCAAAGGAAUAUUGAUAUGAAUAGUGUGGAACAAGGUCCUGUGAAACAUUCUGAACAUGUUCUAAGACCUGCUAUUUUGCAGCCACCUGAAGCUCAAAGGUGUGAAAAAAUAAGGAAAACAUUUGGACACAAUGCCUUGGAAUCAUGCAAGACUAAAGAAAAAACAAAAAAUAAGAUUUCUGAGGGGAACUCCUAUUUGCUAAGUGAAAAUUUGCCAAGUGCCAGAAUUUCAGUCCAGCUGUCUCCUAACCAGAAUGUUUUAGAAGCUACAUCAGUAGGAUGUCAACCAAAAGAAGAUAAGUAUUCUUUUAAAAGCUACAGUUCUGAUUUCGUUUUUGGAGAAAACAUGGUAGAAAGAGUUUUGGGUACUCAAAAACUCACCCAGCCUCAACUUGAAAAUGAUUCAUACAUCACGGAAAAACCAUUCAAAUCUACUCUAAAAUUUCCUAUCACCUCUCCAAACUCAAGAACAGAUUUUAUUAAAAACAUUUCCCUAAUUGAAUCAGCUGCUGCUUUCUCUUCUAAGCCAUCACCAAAAUGCUUGCUGGAGAAAAUUCAUGUAAUAACAGGGGAGGAAGCAGAACAUAACGUGUUAAAGAUCAACUGCAAGCUUUUUAUAUUCAACAAAACAGCACAGUCCUGGAUUGAAAGGGGCAGAGGAGCUUUGAGACUGAAUGACACAGCAAGCAGUGACUGUGGAACAUUCCAGUCAAGACUAAUUAUGCGCAAUCAAGGCAGCCUGAGGCUGAUUCUCAACAGCAAACUCUGGGCUCAAAUGGAGAUUCAAAGAGCAAACCACAAAAAUUUACGAAUAACAGCUACUGAUUUAGAAGACUGUAGCAUCAAAGUGUUUUUAAUUCAGGCCAGUGCCAAAGACACAGGAUAUCUGUAUGCAGCAAUACAUCAUCGUCUUGUUGCACUUCGAAGCUUCGAGAAGCAGAAAGAUGUAAAUCAAGCUGAAAGCCAGUCAGAAACGGUCUUCCAACAAUUAAACUGUGAUAGCUGUGAUGAGGAUGAGGAUGAUUUCAUCCAAGUCACCAAAAAUAGAUCAGAUUCUUCUAGGUGGACCCACAGACAGUCGGUUGCCUGUUCAUGAGCGCUACCCACUAUAAACAUGACAACAUCUACAGAAAGACCACCUUACUGAGAAAACUAAACCAUCCCAACUAAAUGAGAGGAUCCUAUUCAUUCCUUGAAGAGUUUUUAUAGACAAGUUCAAGAAAUAUAAUUUGUUGCAAUUAAAAUUUUUCUCUUAUGUAGUCUAAUAAUUCUGAGGCUUUACAUUUUGAUUAUUGUAGAGAAAAUGACAGAAUUUAGGAAAUACAUAGACUCCAGAAGUUCAAAAUUUAUCAUUUUUGAAGAAGUUAAUUUAGAAUAGGAUUUGAUAACUAAUUUGGACUAUUCAUCACAUUGAUGGAUACAAUAGUUAAAAUUAUAAAUUGCUGGAUUUGAUAAAUGUCUAACUAAAAUAUUUAUUUUUUCAAUCAUACAUUGGCCAUAAAACAAAUUUUACAAAAUUUCCAGAGUCAUUUCUUUGAAAAACACUGUAACUGCAUGAUAACAUUUCAUUAAAUCAUGUUUUUCUUCUGGGAAAUGUGUAUUUUCAUUUAACCUUUGGAUUUUCUAAUGCUAUAAGAUUAUAUAUUCAUGGUAUAAAUUCCUUUAAAGAGAAUAUUUCUUGGACUUGUAUCUAUUGCACCUUGUAUAUGCUUGACUCACAGCAUCCAAUAGUUGUUGAAGGAAUGAACAAAAUACAUUACCUAUGUAUCAAAACAGUAAGUAUACAAAAAGUGAAAUAUGUUAACUUGUUCUUUGCUUUAUUUAUGCAAUUA
Messenger RNA from Ceratotherium simum simum (southern white rhinoceros), 2713 nucleotides. RefSeq names its product RAN binding protein 3 like (gene RANBP3L). Lineage: Eukaryota; Metazoa; Chordata; Mammalia; Perissodactyla; Rhinocerotidae. Gene Ontology annotation, biological process: protein export from nucleus. The record is from RefSeq and is a predicted model, not a curated record.